Messenger RNA from Xiphophorus maculatus (southern platyfish), 2115 nucleotides. It is a transcript of the gene sox21b, whose product is annotated as SRY-box 21. Bases 493 to 1239 code for a protein of 248 amino acids. The transcript is spliced from 5 exons. The record is from RefSeq and is a predicted model, not a curated record. NCBI's taxonomy places the organism in Eukaryota, Metazoa, Chordata, Actinopteri, Cyprinodontiformes, Poeciliidae. Gene Ontology annotation, molecular function: DNA-binding transcription factor activity, RNA polymerase II-specific; RNA polymerase II cis-regulatory region sequence-specific DNA binding. Gene Ontology annotation, biological process: cell differentiation; anatomical structure morphogenesis; regulation of DNA-templated transcription.
ACUUUGUGGGGGUUUGAAGUGCCAAACACCAGAUAUUGUUGUUUACCCUCUCUUCUUCUUUCAUAGUCAAAGAAAAGCCAUCUGAUAGCAAGAGGUCAACUCGUGUUCCCUUGAAAUCAAUUUAUUCCCAGACCCGAUUCCUCUCCCUCCUCCUGCUGUGGGAGAAUAAGAGCUUGUGAAGGAUGAGGAGCCUUAUCACUGCUUCGCUGUGAGGAAGGCAGUGCUGGCUGCCGUCUCAGAGGUUGGACCUAAGCUUUAUCAGCAGAGGGGCGCGCCACCCACGAGGAAGAGAAGACCACCUUUAGGAUGAGAAGUGCGCAAAGUGGACACAUUUUUCUUGGAAAUAGAUACAUGUGAAUGAGGUGAAUCAACUCUGGAUGGCACUAUGACGCUGAAAAGAUUUGAACAUUCAUAAGGACGCAGAAACUUGACGAUUUCUCCGGAUAAUCCACGGGUGGGAUGAAGAACUAAAGUCUAGAAGUUUGAGGCAGCAUGUCUAAACCAAUGGAUCACGUCAAACGCCCGAUGAACGCUUUCAUGGUCUGGUCCAGAGCCCAGCGCAGGAAAAUGGCUCAGGAGAACCCGAAGAUGCACAACUCCGAGAUCAGCAAGCGGCUGGGAGCGGAGUGGAAACUUCUCACGGAGUCCGAGAAGAGGCCGUUCAUCGACGAAGCCAAGCGGCUCAGGGCGAUGCACAUGAAGGAGCAUCCAGACUACAAGUACAGACCGAGGCGGAAGCCCAAGACUUUGAUGAAAAAAGAUAAGUUUUCCUUCCCGGUGCCCUAUAAUCUUGGGGAGCACGACGCGCUCAAAGUUAGCGGACUUUCCGCAGGAGCGCUCUCCGACUCCGUCAUCGGGAACCCGGACAAGGCUGCGGCGGCCGCGGCGGCCGCGGCUGCGAGGGUCUUCUUCAACCCGUCCAUGUCAGCGAACCCGUACUCGUUUUUUGACCUGGGAUCCAAGAUGACCGAGCUUUCCCCGCCUUCCUUUCCUUACGCCUCUCCUUUGGGUUACCCGCCGGGAGGGGCGGCGGCGUUUACCGGGACUGGCGGCGUGGGCGGUGGGACACACACCCACACUCACACGCACCCGUCACCGGGUAACCCGGGGUACAUGAUCCCGUGUAACUGUACGGCCUGGCCCUCGGCGGGACUCCAGCCGCCCUUAGCCUACAUCUUGCUGCCCGGGAUGGGGAAACCUCAGCUUGAACCUUACCCUGCAUAUGCUGCGGCGUUAUGAUAGGCCCGCUACAGAGAUGACUGUGACUGAUCUGUUCAUGCAAGAUUUUUUAUUAUGCAUGCAAAAACUUGUACAUGUGAUGAAGUGCUCGUCCUCUCAAAUAUCACAUGUGUAUGUACAUUGAUUAAUGCCUUUAUCUAAGGUAAUGCUUAUUUAGAGAACUCUCUAAUCUAUUAUUGCUCAGCCAGGAAGACGACUGAACAAGGAGCAGAGAUUUGAGCUGUUGAGCAUCUUUUUCACCUGCAGGACUGACCUGUUGGAAUCAUGGCCAAUGACCCCACCCCCCAUCCUUUCUCCUGCUUCUCUCAUCAGGACCACAACUGUUUACUUUCAGAUGGGUGGGAGGGGGGCUUAUUAUUCAAGGAUCAAUGAGGAGGACUGCCACAACACUGUAAAUGUAAAUGUGUACAGAUCCAAAAUGACCUUUAGUUUAUUUGCCGUUAUAGGCUUUAGUGUUUGAGAUAUUUCACUAGAAACACGGUGUAUAUAUUUUGAGGGUUUUUUUUAAAAAACCGUUUUAUAGAUGUCUGUAAUAUUUAUUGUUUUAGUGGAAUUUAUGGUGAGCCAGACAAUUUUAAAAAAGGACAAGACAUUUGCACAUGAAUCUUACAAGAUGUAAUUUAUUUUGAAGCUUUCUUUUUCUUUAAAUAGUAAAAAAACAAACAGAAAAAAAAAGUUUGGAAGCAGUUGGAAGUUUAUUAUAAUUUUCACCAUUCCCACUUCUUGUGUCAUGUGCAGCAAGGGAAAAAAAAGACCCCUUUUAACUAACUCAUAUGGAAUUUGUAUGUUUUGUGUUUUCCUUUAACAUCCCGUUAUGUACAUCAAACUAUUGUUGAGCAAAAGGACUACAAUAAAACCUAUUCGGAUUAAACGGAA